UAUAACCUAUUGGGGGACAGAGCAGAGAGAAGACCACUCUCUCCAGACCUCAGGAGGACCCAUCACCCACCCAGAAGACCCAGACACAACCGGCCCGUGGAGAUUAUGUGUAACCUGCUCCUAUCAUGGACCUUCCUGCUGGUAGCCUCAGGCUCGCUAUUGGCCCAUCCCAUCACAGACUCUGCAGAGAUGUCCUACCUGGGUCCUGUAUCUCUGGAGGAUGGUGGUGCAGGUAGUCCAGACGAGCUGUCUUUCUCUGAGCAGACAUACCUCCCCCAGUCUGGCCCUGGACUCAGAUACUCAUCCCUACUGUCUGGAGAUCUCAGCAGAGAUGGUCUCAGUGCAGCUGGACUACUACCAAGACAGAUGAAGACAGAUGUGUUGCUGGAGAAACAGAGUCACCUAAGUCCCGUCAGUCGCUUCUUUGGCAUCAGGAAGCCAUUCAGAAAGAGAGGAGGCAACUCAGAGUGUUUCUGGAAGUACUGUGUCUAACACAAUCAACCGUCCUUAGAGAAAUGCAUUCCCACCGUACAUUAUGACAAAGAGAUGGGGCUUGUACUGAGACACAACCCCUCUAUUGCACACGAAAAAGCAUACACAUACGCACAUUUGUAAAUUCACACACACACACACACACACACACACACACACACACACACACACACACACACACACACACACACACACACACACACACACACACACACACACACACACGAACGCACACAGGAAGGCACACAUACACGGAUGCUGCACGCAGACAGUGAUGGACUGAAUCGAUAUCCCACAGGUUGAUAUAUUCUACAGUAGAGUUGAGGACUGUUUAGUUUUGAUGCAGUUUUCUAUAUUUCCCUGUCAUACCUGUAUGUUUAAAAUAUUCAUAACUGUUUGAUGUUGCAACGUGACCAGGA
This is a messenger RNA of Salmo salar (Atlantic salmon), 911 nucleotides long. RefSeq names its product urotensin-2. The record is from RefSeq and is a predicted model, not a curated record. NCBI's taxonomy places the organism in Eukaryota, Metazoa, Chordata, Actinopteri, Salmoniformes, Salmonidae. Gene Ontology annotation, biological process: blood vessel diameter maintenance; regulation of blood pressure. Gene Ontology annotation, molecular function: hormone activity. Gene Ontology annotation, cellular component: extracellular region.